Messenger RNA from Anneissia japonica, 879 nucleotides. RefSeq lists its product as uncharacterized. Gene Ontology annotation, molecular function: ribonucleoside-diphosphate reductase activity, thioredoxin disulfide as acceptor. The coding region runs from base 1 to 879 and encodes 292 amino acids. Gene Ontology annotation, cellular component: cytosol. The record is from RefSeq and is a predicted model, not a curated record. The transcript has a single exon. Gene Ontology annotation, biological process: deoxyribonucleotide biosynthetic process. NCBI's taxonomy places the organism in Eukaryota, Metazoa, Echinodermata, Crinoidea, Comatulida, Comatulidae.
AUGGCUUACGUACACAAAAACUCAUGCGAAUGCCUCAAAUCGGAGUUGGAUUUGUUUUCCGUUCCACCGACUCAAACUAGCAUAACCAAAGGUCAGUGGGUGCAGUAUUUCCCAUAUACAUCGAUAUCUGAUUCUGGUCCGGUGCAAUUCAAUAUACAAGGGACAAAUGAGGAAUAUAUGGAUUUGGCUCAAACUAUGUUACGUGUCAAAGCAAAAAUCACGAAAUCCGACGGAACGGAUUUAGAUGCUGAUGACCCGGUGGGACCAACCAAUUUGUUACUACAAUCUUUAUUCAGUGAAGUUGAUGUUUCGUUGAACGAGAGAUUGAUUACACCAUCUACCAACACCUAUUCAUAUAGGGCUAUGAUUGAAACGCUGUUAACCUACGGUACGGAUGCUAAGCAAACUCAUCUUACGGGAGGAUUGUUUUACAAAGAUACUGCGGGUAGAAUGGAUGCGGCUAAUCCUACUGUUGGAAAUGCCGUAGCUAACAAUGGACUCAAAAAACGUUCUGAAUUUACUAACGGUAGUCGUUUGGUGGAUUUGAUAGGACCUAUUCAUUGCGAUAUAUUUUUCCAAGAUCGUAUGAUGCUUAAUGGUGUCGAUGUUAAAAUUAAAUUACACAGAAGCAAAAACUCAUUUUGUCUCAUGUCACCCGAUGCAGCGGCUGGAUUCAAGGUACAUUUUGAAGACGCCUCCUUGUAUGUAAGAAAAGUGAAACUCAAUCCAUCUAUAGCGCUGGCUCACGCUAAAGCGCUGGAAAAAGGAACAGCUAAAUACCCGCUCCGUCGCGUCGAGGUGAAAACCCUAUCAGUCCCUCAGGGAAAUUUAUCGUUUACCAGGGAAUCGCUGUACAAUGGGAAUCUACCAAAACGCUAA